Molecule: messenger RNA, 2838 nt
Organism: Mya arenaria
Lineage: Eukaryota; Metazoa; Mollusca; Bivalvia; Myida; Myidae
Product: microfibrillar-associated protein 1-like
Exons: 10
Coding region: 107-1438 (443 amino acids)
Biological process (GO): mRNA splicing, via spliceosome
Cellular component (GO): U2-type spliceosomal complex
Molecular function (GO): RNA binding
Source: RefSeq, a predicted model, not a curated record
ACGAAAUGCGUCUAUUGAUUUAGACGCAAAAUGAGCAAUUAACAAAUCGAACUUUUAAGAAACAUUUAACACUUUUCCAGCUUCUUAUCAAGUUAAAUAUUUAAAAAUGGAGUCAUCAAAACCAUCAGUCCCAAUUUUGUCAACUGCUGGUGCAGUUCCUGUAAGAACAGAAAAAGGUGUGUCUAUGCAAAAGGUGAAGGUGAACAGAUAUGUUACUGGGAAAAGACCAGACUAUGCACCAGACUACAGCAGCGACUCAGAGAGUGAUGAAGACUUCAUCCGAGUGAAGAAGACAACAUCAACAAAACCAGGACCAUCACACGAGGAAGAUGAGGAUGAGGGUGGGGAGGACAUGGACCCGCGGUUACGACGUCUUAUGGAGGCACGUAAAUCUCGGAUAGACAGUGACGAGGAUAGUGAAGAUGAUGAUCGAGUGGCAAGACACAGACGGCAAGUCAUAGAGCCUGAGGUGAUAGCAGAGGGCACAGAUUCGGAAGAUGAGCGUGUGCGUCGCCAUGAUGAUGAUGAGAGCAGUGAGGAGGAGGAGUUGGAUGAUGAAGAAAUUGAAAAACGGAGAAACCUGCUACGUCAACGAGCCUUACAGCGUAAACAGGAGGAGGAGGUGUUGGAUAUUGAGGAUGAUAAGGUCGGCGAGAGUGAUGAGGAGUCGUCUGAGUAUGAGGAAUACACUGACUCAGAGGAGGAGACAGGGCCUCGCCUGAAACCAGUCUUUGUUAGGAAGAAGGACCGCUUUUCAGUGCAGGAGAAGGAGAGAAAUGAGGCUAAGAUGAAGGAGAUGGAGGUUGAGGCCAAGAAAAUGGGCGAGGAGCGCCGAAAACAGACUCUCAAGAUGAUAGAAGAUGAGCGUCGUCGUGAGCUGGAGGCAGCACGGAACACACAGGACGCGUGUGACCAGCUGGAAAGUGGCGACGAGAAUGAUGAAGAGGCUUAUGAGUCCUGGAAGGUUCGGGAACUCCGCAGACUCAAGCGCGAUAGGGAGGAACGAGAGGGACUUGAGAAGGACAAGUUGGAGGUUGAUAGAAUGCACAACCUCACAGAGGAGGAGAGGCGUGCAGAGUUCCAGCACAAUCCUAAACUACGCACAAAUAAGGCACCCAAGGGCAAAUACAAGUUCCUCCAGAAAUACUACCACAGAGGAGCAUUCUUCAUGGAAAAGGAUGAAGACAACUUCAAGAGAGACUUCUCUGAACCAACAUUGGAGGACCACUUUGAUAAAACUGUGUUGCCUAAAGUCAUGCAGGUUAAGAACUUUGGCCGGUCAGGUCGGACAAAGUACACUCAUCUUGUAGACCAGGACACGACAAGCUUUGAGUCUCCCUGGGUCUCUGAGACAGCCAUGAAUGUCAAGUUUCACUCACAGAAGGGCGGGGGCAUGAAACAGAUCUUCGACAGACCAAGUCAGAAGAAAAAGAAAUGAGGAGGUUGUUGGUUGAACUUUGUGGUUGAAUUUUAAAUUGUUCAUGUAUCCAGAAUAGGUCAGUUGAUUGCAAUGGUCGUGAUGGACUAUUGUUUAAUACAUGAUUUGUUCCCAUACUGUCAUUGUGAUGCCUGAAAUAUGAUACAUGAAUUGUGAUAGAGUUGUUGAAAAUGAAUACACUUGUAUGUGCAGCAUUUUAUUGGUUAAUGCUAGAACAUGGCUCUAUGUUGAAAGUUAUGUUAACAUUUACCUUUAGGAUGGUAUGAUCUCUGUUUCAGAGCAAUCCAAGUUUAAAAUAUAUUAUUUUGUUUUAAGAUUUAAUCUAUAACUGAGACCAAUUUAUAAUGUCAGCUUGUUUCCUUACACUGUAGAAGGUGAGAAUGUAAGGCAAUUUGAUGCAUUGCCAUCUGCGAAUACAGCUCUUGUUUUGUGUGGACUUACCAUUAAUACUAUAUUUUUAUCUUGUGGGAUGAAUGCGUAAAGGUUCUAAGUGACAUCAGAUAAAGAAGCAGGUAGAACCUUCUUGUGUUCACAUUUUGAGCUGCUAUGUAAUGAUGUAUGAUCAUGAAAAAUGAUAAAUGCUUUUAAACAAUUCAAUGAAAUUGGCAAAUGUUUUCACAUACAUGUAAGAUGCAUAAAAAGGUUCAAUCUCAUUUUAUGAUGUCAUGUUUAAUUAGUUUUUGAAUCAUUGAUUAAUGAUUUGUACAUUUGUUUUGUAAAAUAAUGUUUUACCAUGUAAAUUACAUAGUGAAUUAAAUUCUGUGGUACUUAUCAAAAACAUUUUUGCCUCAAUCUUUAAUGAGCAGUUCUCAAAAGAGUGACUGUGAUAUUGGCUCUUACAUACUGGUUCCAUAUUUGCCUCAGUGAAUAAUGCUGUAGUCUGUCAUGUGCUAUUAUUCUUUAUACAUAAAGCGAAAAUCUGAUAGCAUGGAUUUAAAUUCCUCUAAUAAUAUUGGUUGGCAAUCCCAGCCAACAUCAAACAACAUCUACUAUAUAACCAUUUAUUAGCGUGUCCAUUUUUCAGAGUAAAAACAUGAGUGUUAUUGUCAUAGCCUUGUGUUUUCAUCGUCACCAGUGUGCACAAAUCUUAACCUUGGCCAUAGCUCAAAAUCAAUUCAAGAUAUUCAAAUGAAACUUGGUAAAUAUGUUGCCAAGACUACGCACAUGACUGUAUAGCAAGGCCCAUAAUUCUGCUUUUAAUAAUGGUUGAGUUUCACCCGCUUAUCAACUGGAAAACAACGGACAAGUGAUUGUAUUUGCUAUGAAUUGCUCUUGUUUAUAAAAAAAUGAUAAAAACCUAUCCUGAAAAAUAUUUUGUUUGUAAUUUUCUGACUGGUUCUGACACCAAAAUGCAAUGAUUUUUUUGGUCCCAUUAUCAGGCAGAAAAGUAUAUUUUAGAA